UAGAACAGGCCAAAGCACCACUUCACUCCGCUCCACAUCUUUCCCCAAAUCCCUCUGGCCCCACUUUCUCUGCCGAUCUCUAAUACCGAUAUGAUGCCUCCUUUUUUCCUUUUCUCUUUUGCUUCCAUUUUUUCCUUUAUAGUUUCUCCGCCUCACCUCCCUGCUCUAGGAGGGUAGUACCGGUUUGGGAAAUCCACCAUCUCCUCCCAGCGUUCGGAGUGUGCAGCGGUCAUCCCUCAAAAAAUAUUGAAAUGAGGUCUCUUCCGGGGGUUCAUCCAAAAAAAACCCAGAUCUGGGCUUUUGAGUGGCGGAUCAUCGGAAGCGCUACGCGAUGGAGGCGGGGGGCAUGGGCGGUCAUUGCUGUAUGGUGGUAUAAUAUGGUGGUACUGUAUAAUAUGGUGCUGUUAAGCUAUGGGGUCAGAUGCCAAUUCACGAGGCGUGCGUCUUUGAAUAUCAUACUCCGCUUUACCACUAUAUAUGCCCACUGCGAACCCACCCGGCACCGUUGAGAGUCUAUGCACCUAAAGAUGCCAAAACCACGACUUAACGUAUUGAUUGUCGGCGCGGGCUUGGGCGGUUUAUCGGCUGCUAUUGCGAUUAGACUUGCUGGACAUGAGGUACUCGUGCUAGAGCAAGCUUCUACUCUUUCUGAAGUAUCCCUUCCUUCCCUACUAUGACUUGGGCGGUGACGUGAGGUGUGCUGAUGGUGGGUAGGUAGGAGCGGGCAUACAAGUACCCCCUAAUUCGUCACGCUUCCUAAUAUCAUGGGGUCUCCGCGAGGCAAUGGAUCGGGUGUCGGUCCUCCCGGAGGUAAUGCGGUUCCGCAGCUAUCGGGAUGGGGGCAUACUCAAUGAACAACCAUUAGUCCCGCUCACAGAGGAGGUCUAUGGAGGGCCUUAUUGGCACUGCCACAGGGCGGAUUUUCACAAAGUAUUGUUGGAGAAGUGUCAAACCAUUGGUGUCAGGAGUGAGUUCCUCGCCUUCGCCAUCCCAAUCGACUAGGAGUAGAGGCUAACUGUAGAAGUCCGCAUCAACUCAAUGGUGAUAAAGAUCGACUUUGAGGCCCCCAGCGUGACGCUUUCUACCGGAGGCACGAUAGGGGCGGAUCUAAUUGUUGGCUCCGACGGACUGAAGUCGAGAUGCCGCGAACAGCUUCUGGGGCAUUCGGAUCCCCCGCACUUGACGGGCGACCUUGCAUACCGGAUACUCGUAAAAGCCGAGGAAAUGCGCAAGCAUAAAGACCUCGAAGAAUUCGUUAACAAACCCGCAAUCAACACCUGGAUGGGUGAGAUAUGCCCUCUUUCUCAAGAACGAUUGACGCAGGGCUAACCCAGACACCCACAGGCCCGAAUGCCCACGCAGUCUGCUACCUCCUGAAAGACCAGGGCUACUACAACAUGGUCCUGAUCUGCCCAGACAACAUGCCCGGGGGCGUCAACGUUAUGUCGGCCGACCCCACCGAGGUUCUCGAGUUCUUCAAAUCCUGGGACCCAAAACUACAAAAGAUGAUCAGCCUGGUUUCCAGUGUCAGCAAAUGGCGUCUGCAAAACGGCACGGAAAUGGCCUCGUGGACGCACCCAUCCGGGAAGUUCGCGCUACUUGGGGACGCCUGUCAUGCUACGCUUCCAUAUCUAGCUCAGGGCGCUGCGAUAGCCGUGGAGGAUGGGGGGGUGUUGGGGGGAUUGCUCGGGAAAUUGGAGGAUCGGUCGCAGCUGCCGGCCUUGCUCCGAGCUUACGAGGGCCUGAGGAAGAAUCGGACUACGAAGAUUGUGACGGGGAGCACGGACAUGAGGGAUAUCCUCCACAUGGAGGACGGGGAGAAGCAGAAGAGGAGGGAUGCUGUGUUGCUGGCGGACGACAUCAAGCCCGGGUUCCCAAACAAAUGGAGGGAUCCGGCGUUUCGGAAUUUCCUGUUUGCCUAUGAUGGAGCGAGGGAGGUGGAGAUGGCCUGGGAAAGGCUUAGAGAGAGGAGCGGAAGCGGUGCCGCGGGUGUAUUUAGAGCGAGGUUAUAGUUUAUAAGGGUGCUUGCGCUGAAUUGAUAUACAGGAAGGGUAAUCGGGUAUACAGUUCCGUAAAUGACGGUACAAAAGGGGUAGUCUAGCGUGUCCUCCAGGACCAAGCUCACAGAUCAAGCACCUCCUCAUUCCACCCCGCCAUAACCAGGGCCUCAUCGUCCAGCAACUCAUCAAGCGCCGGCCCCAUGACGCCAUCGGUGCUGCCCGCGCGCUCCCUCCCGAAGCCCAUGAAGACAUUUCUAACCAGCGUCUCCAAUUGCCCAUUGUCCCUCCCCCCCUCCUCACUCCCUUCCCCAACCCUCCCCUCCUCAGCCGGGCUUCCUCCGCCACGCGCAUCCCCGGGCCUCGACAUCAAUCCCGCAUCCUCCAGUGCGCCCCUAGCCUCAACGCUCUCCUCAAGCACGCUGACGAUUUGCACAAGACUCGGAUCCACCAGAUCCACGCCCUCGGUGUCAAACACGGCCUCCACCACGUUCGCGUAUCCGGGGACCUUGGCCCUAGCCAGCCAGUGCACAAAUCCCGCGUCGACCAGCAUCUCCCUGGCGAUGAAGUAGAGCCCCAUCAAUCUCGCGAGUAUAUAGAGCGCCUCCUUCUCGCUGAAGGGGUCGCCGGCGGGGUUCUCGUCGGUGGGGAGGGUACUGUUGAGGCAGCUGACGAGCGCGCUGAAGGUAGGCUUCUGGCAGAGCUUGUGCAGUGUCGUGCUGUAGGUGCAGCAGCGCAGCGCGCGGAGCGAACGCAGGCGCUGCGAGGGUGUGGAGGAGCCAACCUGCGAGAGGAGGUGA
Messenger RNA from Tuber aestivum (summer truffle), 2797 nucleotides. NCBI's taxonomy places the organism in Eukaryota, Fungi, Ascomycota, Pezizomycetes, Pezizales, Tuberaceae. The record is from the annotation of a GenBank genome assembly.